AAUUUAGCACAGAAGUCCCUCCCGCCCUCCGUGGUUCUGGCAUCCAGGAGGCCUGAGACACUCCAGGUUAUCUGGGAACCAGGGUUUGAACCUGUUCAGAGCAGGACGCUUUCGGCUGGACCCCCAGGAUGGCGUUCAGCGUAGGCGCUAGCGAAGUGGCACGGGCGGGCGGGCGGGCGGAGGACAACCCGGGCCUCGCUCGCUCUGCGCGGUCCCCGAGGCCUGGGCGCGCGGCGUGUGCGGGGCCGGGCGGACGGGCGCGCGGGGAGGGCGGCAGGCGCGAGAGGGACGCCGCAGCUCGGCUCCCGCAAGGCCGCCCCAUGGCCCCGCCGCGCCCGGCCCGCCUGGUGCCCGCGCUGCGCGCCCUGCUCUACUGGUCCCUGGUGUACGGCUAUUGCGGGCUGUGCGCCUCCGUCCACCUGCUCAAACUUUUGUGGAGCAUCGGCAAGGCACCGGCGCAGACCUUCCGCCGGGCGGCCCGGGCACACCCGCCCGCGUGCCUCAGCGACCCCUCCCUGGGUACCCACUGCUACGUGCGGAUCAAGGAUUCGGGACUGAGAUUUCACUAUGUUGCUGCUGGAGAAAGGGGCAGACCCCUCAUGCUGCUGCUUCAUGGAUUUCCGGAAUUCUGGUAUUCUUGGCGUCAUCAACUGAGAGAAUUUAAAAGUGAGUACAGAGUCGUUGCGCUGGAUUUGAGAGGAUAUGGAGAAUCAGACGCACCUACUCAUCAAGAGAGUUAUAAACUGGACUGUCUAAUUGCAGACAUAAAGGAUAUUUUAGACUCUUUAGGGUACAGCAAAUGUGUCCUGAUUGGCCAUGACUGGGGAGGCAUGAUUGCCUGGCUGAUUGCCAUCUGCUACCCUGAGAUGAUAAUGAAGCUCAUUGUCAUUAACUUCCCACACCCGAGCGUGUUUACAGACUACAUACUGCGGCACCCCGCCCAGCUGCUCAGAUCUAGCUUUUAUUACUUCUUCCAAAUACCAUGGUUCCCAGAAUUUAUGUUCUCAAUUAAUGAUUUCAAGGCUCUGAAGCACCUGUUCACCAGCCGGAGCACUGGCAUCGGAAGGAGAGGACGUCGGCUGACCGCGGACGAUCUGGAAGCCUACAUUUAUGUCUUUUCGCAGCCCGGGGCCCUGAGUGGCCCAAUUAACCAUUAUCGAAACAUUUUCAACUGCCUGCCUCUCAAACACCACAUGGUGACGACGCCGACGCUGCUCCUGUGGGGAGAGGAAGAUGCAUUCAUGGAGGCCGAGAUGGCUGAAGUCACAAAGGUUUACGUUAAAAACUAUUUCAGACUCACCGUUUUGUCGGAAGGUAGCCACUGGCUUCAGCAGGACCAACCUGACAUAGUGAACAGGCUGAUAUGGGCAUUCCUGAGGGAAGACAGGAGAAGAGAAUGACCGUCUCCUGUGAAGAGCCUAUAAGGGAAUCGCAAAAACCUCCUAAAACUUGUUCAUCAAUUUACGUUUUAUUAGGAAAAAUCACCUGUUUUAAUAUGCUUGAUUAUAAAUAAAUAUAGUGAAACAUGGUAUUGAAAAAAUCUAUGUAAUUUUUUCACUAUAUCUGUACAGAGAAAUGCCUGCCUUAAAAUUCACAGUUGUACAAAAAGGUAACCAAGGAAAAUGGCUCAGGCUUGGCUUCUUGUUUUCUUUGUUAUACUAACAUGUGGAGCCUUUUACAGACACACGUGAACGUGAGCUGUGCCGUAGGGUGAAAGGCAGAUCUGCAAUGGAAAACAUUUUCAUUUCAUUGUUAAAACAAUGUUUUCUUUACUGGUGUUUUGGCCAAUAAAAAUCCCAUCAUUAAAUCCUGUGUAUUUAUAAUAUAUAAAGGAAUUUGAAUGUAAACUCAGCCAGAUGAGUAUUUCUAAAAAUGUGUCUUAAGUUUAUUUAUGAUGAAGGAUUAAACUAAUUAAACUGGUACCAGCAACAUCAACCAAGUAGAAAAAUAUCUUUUUACACCUUCAAUGCAGUAAGAAAUGAAUACUAUUAUUCCUUUAUAUACUAGAAUCCAAGUUUGAUAG
Messenger RNA from Chionomys nivalis (European snow vole), 2023 nucleotides. It is a transcript of the gene Ephx4, whose product is annotated as epoxide hydrolase 4. NCBI's taxonomy places the organism in Eukaryota, Metazoa, Chordata, Mammalia, Rodentia, Cricetidae. Bases 129 to 1400 code for a protein of 423 amino acids. Gene Ontology annotation, molecular function: hydrolase activity. The record is from RefSeq and is a predicted model, not a curated record. The transcript is spliced from 7 exons.